AUGGUCGUCUACUACCAGAUCGCCGGCAAGAAGGUCGGCUCUCACUAUCUCGCCAUGGGUGUUCUCGGUGCCCUCUUCGGUGGUGUCAAGCUUGCCAUGGGCGGUGGCAGCCAGCCCAAGCCCGCUACUCCUCCUAUCCAGGCUUCCUCUAAGGACGAGGAGGAAUUCAUCACGUACGUUGCCAAAGACCCUAAGCAGGCAGAAUGCAUACAUAUUCCCACUCUCGAAAUGGCGGCCCUUCAAGACUAUCGGAUGCAACUUCAGCUGCUUGAGCUGCGGAAAAGCGGCGGAGGCGGCGGCUUGGACUUCCUGAAGCAGGUGAAUGGAGACGACAAGAAGAAGGAUCAUUAAAGCCGAUGUAUCCCAUGCUAGAGUUGAGGACUAGUUGAAUCUAAUGUGCCCGACGUGCAAGAUCCAGUCGAGUCGAUUAUACACCGGUGCUAGACCCAGAUGCAACGUGGCCGAGUUGGGCCAUGCCUUUGGCGCUUGAAACGUCUGACCGGGUUGACUUCUGAGGGUCAGGUGUGAAUCUGUACAUAUAGAGUAUACACCAUGCUUGCUUCAAUUGGUCUGGAGAUGUUUUGGACAGUAGAUCGGUCGUAUGAGUUGUAAAGCCGGGUAGCAAUGGCGUGCUUUAACUUCUAACAUGAAGGACAAUUCCAGGCCAAAGGCA
This is a messenger RNA of Aspergillus aculeatinus CBS 121060, 673 nucleotides long. Its product is annotated as ATP19 family protein. NCBI's taxonomy places the organism in Eukaryota, Fungi, Ascomycota, Eurotiomycetes, Eurotiales, Aspergillaceae. Gene Ontology annotation, biological process: proton motive force-driven ATP synthesis. The record is from RefSeq and is a predicted model, not a curated record. Bases 1 to 351 code for a protein of 116 amino acids. The transcript has 3 exons.